AUGUCUUUUAUUCAAACUGGUUGCCUAGCAGCGGAAUUUUCAAUCGUGCUCGUGGUCUGCACACUGAACUUCGUGUUGUGUUCUGGACCGGUGGUGGAGACGAACUCGGGUCUUGUGGCCGGGCGACAAUUCCAGAUCAGCGGCAAACACGUUGACGCCUUCUACGGGAUCCCUUACGCGAAGCCACCGGUAGGAGAACUCCGAUUCCGAAAGCCACUUCCACCAGAUCAUUGGAACGGCACCUACAAUGCGACGACAAAACCGACGGCGUGUAAACAACUUGACAUUCGGUUUCUCAAAGACGUUACCUUAAAUUACUCGAGCUCGACCGAAGAUUGUCUUUAUCUGAACGUGUGGAGACCAUCCGGAGUUUGUGGCGGUUCUUGUGACAAGAAGCUUCCGGUGGUCGUGUUCAUCUACGGCGGCGGCUUCCAGUGGGGUGACUCUGGGUUGUUUCUCUACGAUGCGGCCAAUUUUGUAGCAUUAUCGGAUGUAAUAUUUGUAAGCUUCAACCACAGGCUUAGCAUGCUAGGGUUUCUUUCUGUGGGCACGCCCGAGCUCCCGGGAAACGUGGGUUUCUGGGACCAGCACCUGGCGUUGAAUUGGGUCCAGAAAAACAUCCACCGGUUUGGAGGAGAUCCGAACGACGUCACUCUCGGUGGACAUAGCGCGGGAGCCAUUUCUGCUGGAUUGCAUGCAACUUCACCGCACAGCAAGGGCCUCUUCCACAGAAUAAUUAUGCAAAGUGGGUCGCCGCUGAGUUUGAUACUGGGCCUCACUUACAGUGGUUCUGAAAGGUUUCUUGACAUCGCAGCAAAACUCAACUGCUACAACCCAGAAAAUCAAUGGACCAAGGAAGUUGAUACCAUUAUACAUUGUUUGAGAAACAUUGACGCCGGUGCCAUUUUUAAAACGUUGGAAAAACAGGACAAAAUGGAUCAACUCUUCUCCCCCGUUUUCGGAGACGAAUUUAUUCCCUCCGACCCCCUUUCUGAAUCUACGUGGAAGCAGUUUCACGUGAAGGAGAUAUUGGCCGGAACGACCACUGACGAAGGCUCCCUAUUCGUUGACAACAUACGUUACGCGGCCCCUGAAUUGGAGUCAGUACUGAAGCUUGACUACAGACUCGGUGCUACGUUCGGACUUUCUAUCAUAUUUCAGAUACCCUUAAAACAAGCAAAAGCUAUAGUGAUCGAAUACUUCGGAGACGAAGGGACAGAACAUGACCAUGCCACAGUAAUUAGGAUUUUCUCUGAAGCUGUGGGAAAUAUAUUAAUGAACUGCCCGACAGAUCUUUUUGCGGACCUUUCUGCAAAACAGGGAAUCCCAACCUACAGGUACGUCUUUGACCAUCGUCCAUCGUACAGCUUGUGGCCGAAAUGGUUUGGGCCAACGCACUCCGACGAACUUCUGUUUACCUUUGGAUCGCUGCCUUUUAUUGCGGACACGAGUCGUCACACCGCCCCUCUGGGCCCCUCUGAAAGCAAGCUCCUCUCAAAGUUGAAGUACACAGAAGAAGAGGACAACUUCAUGAAGCAGAUCGUCGGCAUCUGGUCAUCAUUUAUCAAAACCGGGUGA
Ixodes scapularis (black-legged tick) is the source of this 1578-nucleotide messenger RNA. Its product is annotated as acetylcholinesterase-1. Gene Ontology annotation, biological process: acetylcholine catabolic process; choline metabolic process. Gene Ontology annotation, cellular component: plasma membrane. Gene Ontology annotation, molecular function: acetylcholinesterase activity. The record is from RefSeq and is a predicted model, not a curated record. NCBI's taxonomy places the organism in Eukaryota, Metazoa, Arthropoda, Arachnida, Ixodida, Ixodidae. The transcript has a single exon. The coding region runs from base 1 to 1578 and encodes 525 amino acids.